Messenger RNA from Meira miltonrushii, 831 nucleotides. Its product is annotated as ribosomal protein L4. The transcript has a single exon. The annotation marks the transcript as partial. NCBI's taxonomy places the organism in Eukaryota, Fungi, Basidiomycota, Exobasidiomycetes, Exobasidiales, Brachybasidiaceae. Gene Ontology annotation, molecular function: structural constituent of ribosome. Gene Ontology annotation, biological process: translation. The record is from RefSeq and is a predicted model, not a curated record. Gene Ontology annotation, cellular component: ribosome.
CCAGUUGACGAAUCUUUGGUCCAUGUCAAGAUGAAUUAUCUACAUCCUUCCACCAGAAAGGGAGAGGCGCUUAAACAAUAUAUCCCGCUAUCCUCAUAUGUUUUCAACACAGCUCCACGAAAGGAUAUCCUGCAUUCGGCAGUGGUGUAUUAUCUUGAUGGACUACGCCAAGGAACGGCUUCCACAAAAACAAGAGGUGAAAUAGCAUUCUCUGGCAAAAAGAUUCUACCGCAAAAAGGAACCGGUAAAGCACGUCGUGGUACAAGAAGUAGUCCUUUGUUGCGAAAGGGUGGUGUUGCACAUGGGCCUAGACCGAGAGAUUUCUCUACAAAGCUCAACCGAAGAGUACGUGAGCUUGCGCUUCGAUCGGCGUUAUCCUUGAGAUGGAGAAUGGGUGACCUGCAUGUGGUAAAGAACCUAUAUUGGCAACCACCUCCUCAGAGUACCGGCCCUCUCCGACAACAGCUCAAAUGCAAAGGAUGGGAUGAUGCCCUCUUCCUUACAGCACCACGUGAACCACGUCCAUCCUUGAAACUAGGAAAGACUGGUAAGUUCUCCGCCGCUGAUCCGAUUUACACAGAAGAACAAGAUUUGGAACAUGGCAAAGAAGUUCAAUCGUUUGCAAUUGCAUGCGGAAAUAUUCCAAGAAUAGAGAUGAUCAAUUUGGCUGACCUGACGUUGGACGCACACGAUAAAGCCAAAAAGAAGGAAGAUUUGAAAAAGCCAGGUGAAUUGCAUGCGUAUGAGGUAUUGGCACGCAAGAAGCUCAUUUGUGAUCUUGGUGCGAUCGAAUGGUUGGAAGAAAAGCUUGGAGGUUCUUUGUUCCACGAG